Chilo suppressalis (striped riceborer) is the source of this 665-nucleotide messenger RNA. NCBI's taxonomy places the organism in Eukaryota, Metazoa, Arthropoda, Insecta, Lepidoptera, Crambidae. The record is from the annotation of a GenBank genome assembly.
AUUUCAACUUAGUUUAUGGCAACCCAAAUUUUUUUACGGAAUGUUGGCAGAUAUGUCGAAUUCAAGCCUAUGGUUGGCUGAAUAAUUUCUUUUCCCAUCCGUAGCCGAUUGGUGUCGUGCUAUCCUAAUGGGCAAGCCCCGUGGUAUUCGCACGGCGCGAAAGCACGUGAAUCAUCGCCGUGAACAGCGAUGGGCGGACAAGGAUUACAAAAAGGCCCACAUGGGAACGAGAUGGAAGGCUAAUCCCUUCGGUGGUGCAUCUCACGCUAAAGGCAUCGUCUUGGAAAAAGUAGGUGUUGAAGCUAAACAACCCAACUCUGCUAUCAGAAAGUGUGUCAGAGUUCAGCUGAUCAAGAACGGCAAGAAGGUAACUGCAUUCGUGCCCCGUGACGGUUGUUUGAAUCACAUUGAAGAGAACGAUGAAGUACUGGUAGCAGGAUUCGGUCGUAAAGGCCAUGCCGUAGGUGACAUUCCUGGAGUCAGAUUUAAGGUGGUGAAAGUAGCCAAUGUAUCCCUCCUAGCCCUUUACAAAGAAAAGAAGGAAAGACCACGAUCAUAGACACCGUUCAUUGUGAUAAAGUGUCUUGCUGCUGCUGGUGUUGUUGAUAAGAGUACAUCUUAAAAAAUGUAAAAUCUAGUACGUAAUAAAUUUAUGUACGACAAUA